Molecule: messenger RNA, 1533 nt
Organism: Alternaria arbusti
Lineage: Eukaryota; Fungi; Ascomycota; Dothideomycetes; Pleosporales; Pleosporaceae
Exons: 2
Coding region: 1-1533 (510 amino acids)
Biological process (GO): peptidyl-threonine phosphorylation; peptidyl-serine phosphorylation
Molecular function (GO): ATP binding; protein serine/threonine kinase activity
Source: RefSeq, a predicted model, not a curated record
AUGUCUGCAGCUCAUGACUUUCCUGCGACCUCCCCGGCGGGGGGACCAUCCAGGGUUACGACACCUACCAUUCAGAUCAUCGAUGAAGAAGGCCGGGGCGUGAUGGAGGACUUCGACGACGGCGCGUCGGAAUCCAACGAAGUCGCGAUAGAAAAGACGAGCGUCGACGUCCAAUCCAUACUCUACGAGCGAGCCCUGCACAACAAAGACAAUGACCGCUUCUGGCCAGAACUGAUUCUGAAUGAGAUACUGACGGAGACUGUGAUUGCCGAUUUGCUUUGCAGCAACGACGUGCUUGCGAACAAAAUUGCGACAUAUCAUCGGAAAGUGUUUGCAAUUCUCAUCAUUCACGGGAGAGAGAAAGAGAUUCAGCUCUUCAUCGAUGAGAAUGUAAGAGACGAAGACUUGCCCCUUUCUUCGGAAUCAUCGCAAAAGACAAGACCUUGCUUUAGCAAAUGGAAACCAUUCGAGCUGGACAGUUUCCGGCACACGCAGUAUGGGAUGAUUCCUUUGUUCCUGGAUUUCGAAGGGGAUGGGACGACAGUGAGACAAAUAAACUUGGAGCCGAAAGUCCUAUUACCUUUCCUCACGGAGGAAAGCAGCGGUGCCGGUGGAUACAGUGAAGUAUACAAAGUUGUGAUCGAUGCCCGCUCACACGGCUUCGACCGUGCCCUCAAUUCGAUCGCCACGAAUGACUGUUUCGCAGUGAAGAAGAUAAGCCAUGCACAGCAAAGAAAGAAGGAGAUGAACUUCGAGGCGGAGGUCAAAGCUCUGCAAAGAUUCAGCGGUUUUAUUCACGACCAUCUCAUCACACUUCUGAUGUCAUGGAAGACCAGCAACGACUACUUUCUUCUCUUCGUCUGGGCUGAGUAUGACUUAGACAAUUACUGGGAACACCAUGAACUGCCGAUUAGGGCUGGAGUUCCAGACGUGGACUACGUGCGAUGGAUUGCGAAACAGAUCGUCGGCAUGGCGGGAGCCCUGGAUACCAUGCACAACUUUCGCAAUGUCGAACUGGCUUCCAAUCAAAAGAGAUAUGCGCGACAUGGUGAUAUCAAGCCAGAGAACAUUCUCUGGUAUAGGUCUCCGAGUGACAAGAGAGGGAUAUUGGUGCUGGCUGAUCUGGGGCUGACUACCUUCAACUCGACGAAGAGCCGCUCAGCGCAACCCGGACGUUACGUGCCAGUAACUCUGACGUACCGCCCUCCUGAGUGCGAUCUAGUAGGAGGGGUCGUCUCGCGUGCCUUUGACGUCUGGACGUAUGGCUGUGUGCUUCUCGAGCUGGUCUGCUGGGCUCUAGGAGGUCAGCCGCUUCGCGCGCAGUUUGCGAAGGAGCGAAGAACGUUGUAUCCAGCGACAAACGUUCGCUCUGACAUUUUUUUCGAGGUCUUGAAGGUCAAAGAUGGGCCGACAGAGUACGCGGUGUCGGUGAAAGAAGAAGUUGGCCAAGUAAGUAGUUCUUCUGUUCGUCGUACAUUCGCACGGAAGAGUACUGAUCACCCAUCAGUGGAUCACGAAGCUCCACAAACAUGA